Cydia fagiglandana is the source of this 2685-nucleotide messenger RNA. RefSeq lists its product as uncharacterized. The coding region runs from base 166 to 1275 and encodes 369 amino acids. The transcript has 2 exons. NCBI's taxonomy places the organism in Eukaryota, Metazoa, Arthropoda, Insecta, Lepidoptera, Tortricidae. The record is from RefSeq and is a predicted model, not a curated record.
UAUUUAUUGUAAAGAGUCAUAAGGAAAAUGUGAAAUGUGUCAUCAUAAUACAGUUAUCCUGUAACUAGUGAACUAUAGUAACCAUUUAUUAAUUGGUGUGUUAAUUGUUCGCUCGUCUACGAGUUAUCACAAUAAUAUUGUCUACUUACUAGUUUGGCUAGAAGGAUGUGUAAAUUAUUUGUGAUAUUCAGUAUCAUUUAUAUCUCAUUGCCGUUUUGUGCUUCAAUAUCAUGUCGACCCUGUCCUAAAAUUGAAUACAAUAGAAUACCAGCAUAUAUCCUGUAUAUAUUAGGAUUCAUGUCGAUACUGCUUAUUGUAGUGUUGAUAUCAUUAAUAUACGUGUUAUGGAAGACGAACUUCCUAAAACGCAAGCAUACCACACAAUCAGCAGAAAAUUUCGAAGGAAGAGAUGCUCAGUGCCCAACGUGUCAGAAAAAAAGAGCGGGAGGAAUACAUUUGGAAAAGAAUACCGGUGAUUUUAAAAAUCAAAACGACAAUGUUCAAGUUCAUACUUUAAAAAGACAAGAGAGUGAAGUUAUAAUAACAAAUGACUUCAACAAUCUACGAAGUCCUAAAAAAUCAGAUGCUUCGGGUAAUAUUUCUCCAAGAAUUAUCAAAGGUGUUGCUAAAGAUUUACCAUAUAUAUUACCGGAACAAAUGACGCUAAUUUGUAAAGAAGUGUUAAAACGUGCCGCUAAAAACGAUUCAAUAAACAGUCUUCAAAACAUAGAUCAAUUAGUAAAUGAAAGCAAACCUAAGGAUGAAAUAGUUUUCAAAUUUGCAUCAACUCCAGCUUUAGAUUUGUGUGACACUCUUACAACACCCCACAGUGAUAGAAAAAUUCAAUUUGACACGAAUUGCUCUACACAGCCAGGAACUAGAACAUCAAGUAUUAGUAAAACGGAUAAAGGUUUAAAAAGUAGAAGUAAUUCAAGAGAUGACAAACCAGAACCCAAUUUGGAAAUAUACGACUUUCCUAAAGAACCAAAUAACAUAUACGAUACGUUUCCAGAGGAGAAAAGUGUAAAAGUAAAAAAUGUAUCAGGCUAUGUAACACCAUGUUUUGAAAAUGAAUUGUCAUCUGGACAUUUUGACCCCAAAGAGGAAAAGCGUAAGUAUGCCGACAUAAAAGAUAUUUCAUCCGAACAAAGUACGAUUAAAAAUAAGUGUACAGAUUACAAUGAAUAUGACAACCCAAAGAAUGAAAAUGGAUUAAACAAAAUGUAUAUGAACGCAAAUGACGUAAAAUACAAUAAAGCACAUGAAGUAAUAUGAGAGUUGCAUCUUGUAUGCAUCCCGGAGGAGUCAUACUAAUAUAUUUUAACUCAUACUAAUUUAUUUUAGUGUGCGUGAGAUACACGCCAAUUAAUGUAGUAAACGAAGCAAGUUGUUGUAUGAAGACCCAUGCAUUAAUUCCUCAGUCGAUGAAAUUUUGCUUGGUUAUUGUAUAGUAUGAACUGAAACUAACAUUAUAAAUAUCCAAAAAAAAACCGGCCAAGUGCGAGUCUGACUCGCGUUUCUAGGGUUCCGUACAUAAUUCCGACUCACGCUUGACUACACAUUUCUAAUAGGUUUUCCUGUCAUCUAUAGGUAAAGAAGUAUUUUGUGUAUUUUUUUCAAAAUUUUAGACCCAGUAGUUUCGGAGAUACAGGGGGAAUAAUCAUUUUUUGGCUAUUUGUAUUUUCUUAAAUAGCUUCGAACCUAUGUAUUUUAAAAUUAAAAAAAAAAUACGUCCAUCUUUGGGUUACUAAUUUACAUAUCUGUACCAAAUUUCAACUUAAUUGGUCCAGUAGUUUCCGAGAAAAUAGGCUGUGACAAACAGGCAGACAGACGCACGAGUGAUCCUAUAAGGGUUCCGUUUUUUCGUUUUGAAGUACGGAACCCUAAAAACACUCCUAAGUUAGGUAUUUAUACGUAAAAAUACGAAUCUGUUUAUAUAUUUAACCGAGUAAUUCUUCCGUCCAAAAUUUUUUUACCAAAUAUGUUAUUGGUAUUUCUGCUGGGACAUUUUUUUAAAUAUUUCAUAUAUUGUUGCAAUACGUUACAUGAAUAUUUCCGGUGAAGACGAAAGUUUGAAAGGAGCAUUAUUUUGUAAAAAGAUAUUAACGAUUUAAGACUUUAGGUAUUUACUUUAAUUCUAUUAUUAUUAUUCUUUGGAUAUUUAUACAAUACUUAUUAUUUAUUGAUACUUUAUCAUACUGUAAAGUUUUUUCUGGCUGAGGAAUUACUGCGGGGUCCACUACCUUUAUUUACUACACUAAAUUACCAAAGCGAUUGUCAAGUUCGUACGAGUAUAUAACAAAACCAGUUCAAAACCAUAACAAAUCCUUAAAUCUCAAUCGGACCGGAAUCGGAUAAGCAUUGAUAUUUAUGCAUAGACACGUGUUUCAUAUUGUAGUCAGUUGUACUUGUAAAUUUGUUGGAAUAAAAAGCCCCUGAUAACACAUUUGAGCACGUGUAUUAAGAACCGAAAUGUUUGUCGUAAACCUUGUAUAUUAUUAUAUAAUUUAAGUUUAUAUUCGGGGUAUGUUAUGCUUAAUCUUUGUAAAAUAAAUUAAAAAUGAUGUAAGAUAACUAAAUGAAUGUAUUUAUUGGUGAAUUAUGUAAAUAAAUUAUACAUAUAUUGUAUCCAGAAGCAAUAUUAAUUACGUAUUUUAAUUUUAAUAUCUAAAUACGAAAUCCGAA